Rubroshorea leprosula is the source of this 744-nucleotide messenger RNA. Lineage: Eukaryota; Viridiplantae; Streptophyta; Magnoliopsida; Malvales; Dipterocarpaceae. The record is from the annotation of a GenBank genome assembly.
CAGCGGGAAGAAGAAGAGCAGAAUCGGGAAUGGCUGGGAAGGAAAGAAAGAAAGAAAAAGAAAAAGAAAAGAAGUCAUCCUUAUCCAAAAUCUUUCCCUCUUUAAGUCCCUCAACUUUUGAAAUAUUCACAUUAAGCCCCAAAACAAUCUUUUCUCACAAUCAAGUCCCUAACUUCCACUUAAAUAUUCCCAAAAUUUUGGGAUAUUACACUCACCCCUCCUAAAAAGGAGUUUUGUCCCCAAAAACUCAAAUUGAGGACCAUUUCAAGUGGUGAGUGGCUUCACACAAUCCGAGACAAAACAAAUGUCCCACUCACUUUCUAUGAACAAAAUGGCCUACUACGCUUCCGCUGCGCCACUCUGAUAUCAAAUCACGACUAAUCUUAAAAGCAGAACACUAAUUACUUAAUAGGGUUUACCAUGAAAUGAGCUACUAGAGGCUGGGGUGAUAUGGGGAGCACAAGGAAUAAAAAUAAAUCCUGCCAAAGCCACAAAAGAACAAUUGUGGGGUUACGCUAUGAACCCAUCACAAGACGAGUUGACAAAGAAUGGCAUGGAUUUAAAGACUAGUACAACAAAACUUUGAACUCUAUCAAAGACGGAUAAGCAUCCAAUGGAUAUAUAGAUCAUGAAUAAUGAACGAGUGCAUGGAUGUCUUAUACAUUCUGCCACAAAACAAGGUUAACCUAUAAGCAGGGUCAUGUUUAACAAAGCAAUUGGAAUCAAGAAAUAGAUUUUAGCAAU